Chanos chanos (milkfish) is the source of this 3202-nucleotide messenger RNA. It is a transcript of the gene pkp3b, whose product is annotated as plakophilin 3b. The record is from RefSeq and is a predicted model, not a curated record. Gene Ontology annotation, cellular component: plasma membrane; cytoplasm; nucleus. Bases 210 to 2657 code for a protein of 815 amino acids. The transcript has 13 exons. Lineage: Eukaryota; Metazoa; Chordata; Actinopteri; Gonorynchiformes; Chanidae. Gene Ontology annotation, molecular function: protein binding. Gene Ontology annotation, biological process: cell-cell adhesion.
UCUGUGCUUCAUGCUCCUCCACUUUAUACGAAUUGCGUUGGAUGGAAUUUCGAUUUUUUUAUUUUAAUGAAAGAUACUCUAAAAAUAAACCGUAAAGAAAUUCUGGUUUGCAACCACGUCCCAAGGACAUUUACGCAAGAUUUUGUAAAAAUUCUCUUUGCACCUUGUGGAAUUAUUAUUUUUUUUUUUCCGUUUAAAAAAGUUAUAAAAUGAGUACGACAGUGGCGACUGAGGGUUUUUUUCUGUCCGCCAUACAGCUAAACACUUCAGUCACUACUUAUGCAGUUCCAUCCGACAGUCAACUCGGACAUGGGGGCACAGGGUCGGAUGAGCUGGCCAAAGCGAAGCGGGUCCAGCAGCAGGUUCAACAGCGCCUCGCUGAAAAGGCCAGUGCUCUACCGAAGCUUGGUACUCUACAUCAUUCAUCAGACUACGAUGGCUUGGCGACAACAAGAUACCACACCCACAAUACGGGAUUCAGCUCCAACUCACUUGUGUUGACUGGGAGCAGACCCAUAGCUACCCCCCGUGUGGCUCAGUAUUCCGGGGGAUUUUCAUCCCGUUCGGCCGUGGAGGUGGGGUCGCAGCGCAAGAUCAGUUUGGCCACGACCGUAGCCGGCGGCCAUCCGCAUCAUUUCUACGAUGAUACACACUUGGGCGGGUAUUACACCGGGCAGUCCAAAGCAGGCAGUAGAAUCGAGCAGGAGAAGACUUCUGUGGGCCUUCACACUGUGCCGCAACAGCCGUCCCCCGUGGGCAGUUGGGUGGCACGAGAGGGCAUGACCGCUGAGCGGUCUUUUUACAGUGGGGGCUCUUUGCCCAACCCGGCACCCAUGCGCCGUACCCUCAGUGGUACCUUGGCACGAGAUGGCUCUGGAAGAGGCUGGAGGGAGGCAGAAUUGACUCAUCAUUACGCUUUCAAAGGCCCCUCUCAUCGUACAAUCAGCCGUAUUAAUAAUCGGCAACUCCAGCAGCAGCAGUAUCAUCAUUAUCAGCAACAACAACAACAACAACAACAACAGCGGGCAAACAGCUCCAUGCAGUGGCAGCAAGUAUCCAGUGGGGGCAGUAGUGUGUUUGGCGGAGGACCGUACCAAGCUCCGAUGCGCCGGGCCUCUUCCGUGCGCAGCCUGAGAAGUGUUGGGAAAGGUGUGGAUGUAUGUGACGUGGUGGCAGACGGAUCUGGGGGCAGUGACACCGCAGGCAGAAUGCAAAGUCUGGAUAUGCCCACUGCAGUCAGUUACCUCUCCAUGGCUGACACUGCCAUGCAGGUUCUAGGAGCUGCCUACAUUCAACAUCAGUGUUACCACAGCAGCGAUGCCAAGAGCCAGGUGCGUCAUUUGAAGGGAAUCUCAGCGCUGGUGCAGCUCUUCAGUAGCGACAAUCAGGAGGUACAGCGUUACGCCACUGGAGCCACCCGCAACCUCAUCUAUGAAAACAUGGACAACAAGACAGCACUCAUCGAAGCUGGGGGCAUCAGCAAACUCGUUGGAGCAUUACAGGAACUGGAUGAUGAACUACGCAAGAACAUAACAGGCAUACUGUGGAACCUGUCCUCCAAGGACAGUCUGAAAGAGAAAUUGGCCAGAGAGACACUUGGAGAGCUCACAGAAAGAGUGUUAGUGCCUCUCUCAGGAGGAGGAGACUCUGGAGUCAUCCAACAGACUCCAUCUGAGGCAGACAUCUUUUACAACACCACAGGCUGCCUGAGAAACCUGAGUUCAGUGAACGGCAGAACAAGACAGCAGAUGAGGGACACGCGGGGUCUGGUUGACUCUCUAGUGGGCUACAUCAAGAAUUGCCUUGAGGAGGGAAAAGCAGACAACAAGGGUGUGGAGAAUUGUGUGUGUGUGCUAAGGAACCUGUCCUAUCAGCUCUACAGUGAGAUCCCAGCCUCUGUCCUGUUACGGCUGGAGGGGCCCACACGCGCACAGGACACCCAACACAUCAGUGCCAUUGGCUGUUUCACUCCUCAGAGCAAGAAGGCCAAAGAGCAGAGGAACCAGGAGCUCUCCACAUUCUCAGAGGUGGCCAGGCAACCUAAGGGAGCAGAGUGGCUCUGGCAUCCUCAGAUAGUGGGGCUGUAUAAUCGUGUUCUCCAGAACUGUGACACCAACACUACCACGCGAGAGGCUGCCGCUGGUGCUCUUCAGAACAUUACGGCGGGAGAUGCUCGGUGGGCUUCAGUGUUGAGUAGAGUGGCUCUGGAGCAGGAGCGUAUGUUGCCUGUGAUUUUGGAUCAGCUGCGGACGCCCACUGAUUUGGAGCUGCGCUCCCUCACGGGCCUCCUCAGGAACCUGUCCCGCCACAGCAGGAACAAGGCAGAUAUGGCUACCAAAGUAGUGAACGUCUUGGUGAACAAACUUCCGAAUGACGGACAUGAGAAGGAACCAUGCAGUGAGGUGGUAGUCAACAUCUGUGGAGCUCUCAAUAAUCUUGUUGUCGGCAGCUAUUUGGCUGCUCGGGACAUUGCCUACUUUGAUGGACUUCCCAAGCUGGUGGGCAUCAAGACUGCCCAUGAUAACAGUCCAGGCAAGCUGAAGGCGGCUAAAGCUGCCUCCACUGUUCUCUGCAACAUGUUCCAAUACAACAAGCUACACAGAGAGUUCAAACAGAAGGGCUUCGCGAGGAGAGACUUCGCUGACUCUACCAUCUGAUCACCACGGUCAUCGUCACGGAUUCAUUUUCAUAAAGGGCAAAGGGAGUGAGUGGGCACCCAAGCAAUCCACUCAUACACAGCCCCCCUCCCUCACCCCCAACCCACCAGACCCAAUUCAGUUCUCUUUUUUUCUUUUCUUUUUUUCUUUUCUUAUAUAACUUUUUUGUCGGUCCCUGAAAAAACAAACAAAAAAACCCUUACUUUUAUUUUGCACCAUCGUUGCUGGAUGUGACCCACUUUCUUGCACCGCUCCCACCCGCUGUGCGUGUGAAGUGAGCAUGUGUCCCAUUGGGGGAGAUGGACCAGAGAUAGUGUAUGUUUGAGAGCCCAAACAUAGAGGCCAGCUGGGGUGAGGCCGCGGAGCACCUAUCUGAGUCUUUUGCUGCAGGUUAUGGCAUAACACAUAGACUGAGACUUACACUGAGGUUUACACAGAGCAAUCAAUAAUCACACAGCCAAAGGUCUAGGCUCCGUUUUCUACUACAGACACAGAGCAUGUGUGAACAAAGACUGACAGAAACUCACACACAAUAACAGUGUUUU